GAGUUAUCAGGCAACUUAAACACACCGUGUCACGGCAGCAUACAACUUGCCUAGCUACAGGCCGAUAGCGUUGCUCAUUGACAAAUUCAGCCGGAUACACUACCUAGUUUAUCACUGCACGCGCGGUUUCGCGGUGUGGUUUAUUUUGAUCUAUACAUCGUACUUGAGAAUUUUAAACGAAGCUGACUGCUGUUCCGACGUGACGAUCACCAUUUCUUAGGACAUAUCUCAGCACCAUGUGCUUGGACGUUAUAGUAAAUGGACGUCGCGUCAAAACAAGUUUGGAGGGGAUAAACAGCUGAGUGUCACAGUACUGUCACCGUGUGAUACUCGCCGUUCCUCACCUGUGUUAACGACCCUCAUGCCAAAAGCCAGCUUAAUAAGACUUUCCAGCGCCUCCAAGCAGUUACCAAGUUCCCAGGCCCUGGAAGUGAAAUUUGAAAGAUUUUGUCCCGUUUGGACUACUGUUGAGGUUAAAGUGAAAAGUGAUCAAGCACGUGUCUAACCCCGGGAACAAGGCACUAGAGGAAGUUUCUCGAUAGAAACAACAACACAGGGGGAAAAAGGAAAUACAAAUUGCAAUAUAAAAAUACUCUGUAAAAGGCAACUGGGCAAGAACCGCCAACUGCCGCAAUUGACAGCAAUACUGAAAACGUUCCUGGGUUAACAAUCUACACCAACUGAGAAUAUAUAAGCCCUUGAUUUCAGUGUUAUGUCUGCUUUAAUGGUACGUAAUGGGAGGUCGUAGACAGGUGGAACACGAGGAAAAAAUCCCAUCCGGUAUAUAUUAUUGACUCUCAGCCGAACGAGACCAAGGCAACGCAAGACGGAACAGUAUCCAUGCGUUGUGGAACAGAGUGAGAUCUGUAUAACCUGUCCCUGGCCCCGGCCCGAGUCUGGAAGCAAAAAUACUGGUGUUACCCUGAUUAUCCCGUCAUUUUCGAAAUUUUAUAAUGUUAAUGGUGCUCCACUAACCACAUCUUGGCAUAGACUUUGUAUGCUGGGUUUAAUUAUUAGCAACAAUUCUGGAGGCCGACAAAAAUUGAGGUUCUGAGGCUCGAAGCAACAUCCGCAAGAAUAAUGCGUUAAGUCUGCCGCCUAACAGUUAAGUUCGUCGUGGUGAAAAACAGUUCUACCUCCCCGAAGAUGACUUAAAGUAAGACGUGAUUCUCUCAGGGGUCGCUUUUGCCCCGUUAAGGUGAGAGUGCCUGAGCGACGGCUGAGGUGAAACCAACACGUGCGAGCCCUCCUUCUUCCUCCCUCGCGCCAACUGCCGUCCAUCAGCUUUUUAAACUCCUCCUCCUCUCUUGGACUCGCUUCUCCGGGCGGGGUAGCAACAACGUAGAGAAGCAAUAAACAACAAACAAAUAAACAACAGAAGGGAAAGGCAAUAAUUCACCUCCCAGAUGGAGUCGAGAACCAAUUCUGGAAAUCCGUUACUCCAGUCGAGGACAAACUCGGGGAACUCUCUGAAGUCACGCACUAAUUCUGGAGCCUCUCUGGUCACGCUGGACCAACAGGCGGUUGAACGGAAUGAGACCUUGGAUCGGAUUUUUGAAGGAACUUUGCAGAACUUGCCAGCGCUUAAAUCGAAAAUCGUCCGGAUUUUCACAAGUUCGACAUUCACAGACACCACUCUUGAGCGCAAUGCAUUCAUGGAAGAGGUCUACCCCAGACUUAAGGAGUACUGCAGAGAAAAACAUGGACUCGAGUUUCAGGUUGUGGACAUGCGCUGGGGUGUCCGAGACGAGGCUACAGAUGAUCACAUGACCACCGAUCUCUGUAUGCAGGAGAUUAGCAACUGCCAGAGAUUAUCAAUGGGGCCAAACUUCGUGGUGUUACUUGGGCAGAAGUAUGGCUACCGACCUAUACCAACGACAAUCCUCGCGUCAGAAUUCGAGAAACUGCGAGAGUGUAUCAAAAACGUCCCCAGUGACCUGGAUCUCAUUGACCUCUGGUACAAACGUGACGACAAUGCUGUUCCACCAGUGUACAUUCUACAACCAAUCAGCUCGAUCCUUACAAAUUUCAAUAACAAGCGCCACCAGCGGCUCCAGGAGGCAGAUCAGAACACGUGGUGGGAGACCAUGGGCAAGCUGCAGAGAAUGCUCCGAAAGGCGGCGCAAGUGAUGUUCAUUACCAAGAAACUCAACAAGGAGCAGAUGCACAACUAUUUUAUGUCAGUGACAGAGCGAGAGAUACAGCACGGCCUUUUAUUGGCUGAAAAUGUAGAAGAACACUGCCUGGCAUAUAUCCGCAAUAUCAAAAAUGUGAACAUAGCUCUUCUCCGAUUUGCUUCAAAAUUUGUUGACAUUGCCGCCAGAAGCGUCGACAACGAGGCUCAGAAAUACCUGAACGCUCUCCGGGACGAAAAGAUUCCAAAGAAACUUCCGGCUUCAAAUAUCGCGAGAUUUGAGGUUGAAUGGAGCGGAAAGGAAGGAAUUGACAAAGAGGCUCACGCGGAAUAUUUAAAAGAGUUCUGCGAGCACUAUUUCAAUGACAUCAUACGGCUCGUAGACCAGGCGAUGGAUAGACACGAGCAGUUGACUAGCGAUAGCGUGUAUAGUGACGUAUUGCAGCAUCUUCACGCCUGUGAGACAUUUUGUAAAGUGUUCCAGGGACGUGAAGAGACUGUAGAGAAAAUCCACCAGUAUAUCAUGGGAAGUUCGGUGGAACCACUGGUGCUAAGCGGAGAAAGCGGGUGCGGGAAGACGUCCCUCAUGGCCAAAGGGGCUAGUAAGGUACCUGACUGGUACCCGGACACAGUGGCCCCAGUCAUGAUCAUCCGUUUCCUGGGAACUUCCCCUGACAGCUCCAGCAUCAUUCCACUACUAAAAAGUCUCUGCCACCAGAUAGCGCACGUCUACUGCCAAGACAUGACCGAAAUUCCAAACGAACUUGCCCCCUUGUGCCAGCAUUUCAAGAAGCUCCUGACGUGCAUGACUGAGUUGCGCCCUCUGGUGAUAUUCUUAGACUCAUUGGAUCAAUUAUCUGGAACGGACGGGGCCCACCAGUUGGCAUGGUUACCGAUGAGUCUUCCGAAGAAUGUCCGCAUCAUAGUCUCUACGCUUCCGAACUAUUUCAGCAUUUUAGACACCCUGAAGAGGAUGAUAUCGGAAGAGGGGAAUUUCGUUAUCAUCACUCCUCUUGGUCAGGACCUUGGAAGUGCCAUACUGAGGUCGUGGCUGGGACGUGCAAAUAGGUCAAUCACAGAGGAGCAGUGGAAAAUCGUCAACGAGGCAAUCUCAAAGUGUAAUCUCCCUUUAUUUGUGAAGCUGGUCUGUGACGAGAUCUGCCGCUGGAAAUCCUAUAGCAAGCCGCAACUUACGACUCUAUGCUAUACAAUCCACGACACCAUCAUCAAGCUCUUUGACAGAAUUGAGAUCCAGCACGGCAAAACGUUGGUGUCUCACGCACUCGGGUACAUCACGGCGUCCAAGAGUGGCGUCAGUGAGGCAGAGCUCGAGGAUCUGCUCUCUUUGGACGAAAAGGUUUUGAAUGACGUCUACCAGUACCAUCUGCCGCCAGUGAGGCGCAUCCCACCGCUGCUUUGGACCAGGUUACGGAGUGACCUCCCUGGGUACCUGUCUGAAAGGGAAGCAGACGGGGUCAGCGUGGUUAACUGGUACCAUCGCCAGUUUAUCGACGCAUCUCGUGAACGCUACUUCCGAAAUCUUAACUUCCUCAGCGAGAUACACUCGAACAUUGCCGAAUAUUUCCUGGGGACUUGGGGCGGCGGGAAACCAAAACCAUUUGAAUACUCAGAUUUGCAAAGACAAAGGUUUGGACUCGAGGACAAGUACGGCGAAAGUGACCGAAAACUGCCGAUCCAACCUGCUAUGUUCUAUGACGACCAGGGUAAAGUUACCAGGUACAACUUGCGCAAACUCAGUGAGCUACCCUUCCAGCUGAUCCGAUCCCACAGGUACGACGAUCUCUACCAACACUGUCUCUUCAACUACCAGUUCCUCCUGGCCAAACUCAGCAGCAUGCCCCUCCAGGCCUCCCUACAGGACUUCGAGGACGCCCUCGACUAUGUCUUCGACAAGGACACCAAGUUGCUAUCAGACACCUUGCGGUUGUCCGGUUCUGUCUUGGCCCAUCACCCGGCCAUGCUGGGUCCACAAAUAACGGGGAGGUUGCUGCCGUAUUAUAACACGCACCAAAAGAUACGGGCCUUGAUUCAGCAAUGCGAUAGUGUCGGGGUGCAGUACUGUGCGCUGGUCCCCUCAUACCAUUGCCUCCACACUCCCGGAGGGCCACUGCAGUAUAGCCUAGAGGGACAUCCGUUUGCACCUUUUGGGAUUGGCGUGACGUCAGACACCCGUUACCUCAUCUCAGUCUCCAACCGGAUUAUAAUUUGGGACUUGAGCACCGGGGAGGUAUUCAGGACCGUGAUACCAGGCAUCGAAGGCAUUAUGCAGAAUUUGGGUCUCAGCCCCAACGACAAGAUGGCGGUGGGGUACACCAAUAACAACCAGGUUGUCAUCUGUACUAUAAUGACUGGGGAUUUCAUGCUGCUUGAGAAAGUUGUAGAGGGUUCCGAGCCAAUUCUGGGGAGUUCUGUCAGCAACACGCAUUUUGCAGUGUACACAGCAUACGAGUGGUACCUGUACACGAUGGAUGCGGUGCUCGUAUCAAAGGCCCAGGUUCCCAAAGAGUCGCCAUUAAUACAAAUGCAUCUUGGGAAUGAUGGGCAACACGUGAUGGUGCUGAAGAGUGGAGAGGAGGAUGAUAAUGACAUGACGUUUGAGGUGCAAAAUGGGACGGUGGACUCGUUCGAAUUCCACAGUGCAAUGGCCAUCGCUCAAGACAUGUCUACCAUCUACUGCUGUAUUGAAAUCAGCGACAACUGUGUCGCCGUCUACAAGAGAGACAACGGAGCCUGGAGGUACAACCGCACCCUGGACGAGAACCACGACCCAGUGUUUGCCCUGACUCUGUGCGAGGAGGAAACGUACCUCGUGGCUACCAUAGCGUCCGGGUACAAACUGUGGGAUCUGAAGACAGACAAGGUCAAGCACCUGAAACUUCCGUCUGGAAUCCGGAACAUUCCGACCAAGAACCAACUUACCGGCGUCGUUAACUUCACAAAGCACAGCUAUUUCGUGGUGGCGGGUGUGCGGAAGAAUCUCUAUGUCUGGGACGUCAAGAAUGGGAAUCUCGUGAAGACCCUUGAUGCACAUUUCGGGCGUAUUAUUGCGCUACAGGCUGUGACGUCCAACAACAUGAAUAAGGUAAUCUCUUCUUCAAUCGACAAAACCAUAAAGGUAUGGAACUUCGACAACAUCUACGAGGAUGUUCACACAAUAGACCGCCACGAAAAACCCAUAGAAUCUCUCAGCCUGGCCAACUACGCUUAUUUGGGGGUAACAACCACCCGGAACAACAUUGGGGUAUGGAAUCUCGAAAACGGACACCUUCAGAAGAUUCUCUCAAGCAGUUCCCACAGUUCCAUAGUCACGCAUGCGUGCAUAACAGCGGAAGCUCAGUACGUCAUCAGCGCCGAGUCAAACAACGUGUUUAUCUGGGACCUCCCGCAGGCGAAGAUCGUUCGGCAGGAUCCGGAGAAGGAGGUGCUUCAGCUGGAGUUGAACGAAGGGGAUGAGAAAUACACGGUCAUCUCUCGCUCUGCAGGCACCAAAGCCCGCGUGACCUGCAGGACCAUACCCGAAGGGGACACUGUAUACAGUUUUGAGUAUAGCUUCAAGAAGUUCAAAAGGGCGGUGCUAAGCAAGGACGGUGUCUUCGUCGUGGUCGCCGCUGUGCAAAAGAAUGACGAAGUUCUGGGCGUGUUUCAAGGCAAAACGGGUGCCUUCAUCUACAAUGUCCAGCUGAAGUAUAACAGUUACAAGGAAUUCACCCAGUUAGUGGCAAUGCCCAAUGAACCCACCCACGUUGCACUCAUUGACUCCGAAAAGGGCAACAUUUUUGACAUCAAGAAAAAAUCUCUGGUGCGCUCCAUCCCCAAAUGGAACGGACUCUGCACGCAGAAUGGUAAAUACGGGCUAUACGCCCCCUCUCGCGGCGGGUUAGAACUUCUGGAUCUCAAAACGGGGAAGGUGGCCAAGACCUUAAUCCCAAGAGUGGCCGAGGGAGUCUUCAGCGUGAACUGUAUGUUCACCAAGAAUGACCAGCAUGUCAUCUACUACCAUUCCGGUCACCGCACUAUUCAGGUUUUCAGGGUCACGGACGGUAAACGGAUCGCCAAUUACAAGGCGCAUGCGGAUAUCACCGCAAUAGCGGGCACUGGCGGCGGCUCCUCCAUUGUGAUUGGGGCCGUCGACGGAAGCCUGACUAUGCUUACCAUUGCCGAUCCCGACAGCCUGGGAGGCGAAGAGUUUCUGCAGUCCUUGCCAAGCCGACAGAAUAACGUCUCGAGCCCUGGAAGUAGUCCCAAGCAGGGAAGCGCUUCCGGACGAGCCAAUGGAAAGCUGAGUCUAGAUGGCGCUAUGCAGGUGUCACGGUUUGUUGGCAAGGGACGAAUGGCGCAGAAGUCACGGGCAUGUGUUAUUUCGUGAGGGCGUUCCAAGUUUUGGCCUUAAAACAGGGUGCCGGUAUAUCAGUAAGACCAAUAUAACAAACGACAAAUUUGACAAUGCGAAAAACUUGCCAUAUGUAGAAUACAUUUUAAUGGACCCCCCUCUCCCUCUCCCCUUGUUCUUAAUGUCUGUGCGUAUGUGGUCAUGCAAGUUCGUGUCUAACUGCGUUAUAGGACGACGGUAGAAAAUUGCCAGUCUAGAGAAAUCCCUCUGUAGACACUCCGUGGAUGAAAUUCGAUUUGAUUUAAAGUGGAUUUCUUUAGAGGCAUAACACAAGAACUGUUAUAUACAGGAAUAGUAAUAAGCCUCUCUGUGAACACGUUUAAGACUCGGCCCAAGUGCGUGUCCGAAUACCUGCUAUUUUUUGUGUGAUAACAUUCCAUGUUUGUACAAAAGGGUCCACGUACCAUGUACAGUACAGUAUAUGUACCAACUAUUACAAGUUGUAUACCGUCGUAAUCUUACUGUAAUUCUUGAUAAAAGCACAUAAUGCGCUUUAGACCGGUACCUUAAUAUAGCAAAAACGAACCAAUUUCCCUCGUAAUUUCUAAGAUAUAACAUAUCCAAAACCGUUCACAGAAUUACGCUUUUAUUUAGUAAUACACGUAUGUUUCUAGUUCCGAAAACUGGUUUAUUUAUGGUAAUUGUAUCAAAGGCUUAGGAUGUGGUAGGCCUUGUUGUUAAAAUGAAAACUGCUGAUGCCGAGGAAAAUUAGUUUUAUUUGCUAUAUGUAGAAAUAUAUACAUCUAAAGCGCACUGUGAGCCUUUGAAUAAUGUCGACGAUAUGGCCUCUCCAUGACAAAUCUGUACAUUUCUUUCAUAGGUGCUGAAUAUAAGGUACUCCACGUGUAAAUAUACUCUUUAAUUUAUUAAUUAACUUAUGAAAUACAUAGUUUUAUAUCAACGUGUUUUUGAUUGUCAACAAACAGUCUUUGUGGAUAAUGUUUAUUGGUUACAUGUAUAUGCUAUAUACGUUUAGGCGUAAAAAUUCGAACAUGACAAUGAAACUAAGACCAUUCAUUCUUUAGGUUUAAGAUUUAGCUGUACAGUAAAUGUUCAAAUUCCAUAUGGCAACAUUAUAGGCUAUACGAGGAAAAACACGUGUUUCUGAGUUAUGGGAUUAGUUUUUUCAACGAAGAUCUCUUUAAAAGUGGAGUCAAAUGUUACUUGUGCAGUCCUACGUUAUGACUUGCGUACUUAAUGCAGUUGUUUAACCGGACUGAGGUAAAGCGAAAAACACUGAAUAUAUGCAUUGUUAUAAAGCACAGGAAUUAAUUAAUUUGCAACUUUUCGUGAAAUCCUGCAAAAUAUUUAGAUACAAGAAAAAAAAAAGAGGAAAGACCUAUUGAAGUAGAAUAUAAAGGAGAGACGAAUGGCUGGGGAGAAAUACUCAAUGAAGACAAAAUUCAAUGGUGCAAACUCUCUUUGAACUUUUUUGAUAUUUGAUAUUUUCUGUGCACUCAAACACCUUACUUGCAAUGGUGUGUUCUAACCAUAUUAAAAUGUGUUAAAAUCACGUUUAAAUAUUUUGUGUUUAAAAUACGAUUCUUAUUGACAACAUGACCUGUUUACUUAUUUUUAUUACUGAAAAUUCAUACUGUUUAUCUUUUAGAUUCAGAUAUGUCGGAAAGAUUCACCGAAGUUUUUUUUAUUAUUAUUAUGUUUUAUGUUUAGCUCUGCUCCAACUGAAUUAUGUGCCAUAAAGAAUAUUAUCAUAUAUUUUGAAAAUCUCUAUUUGUGGAAUUCGUAA
Lingula anatina is the source of this 8292-nucleotide messenger RNA. Its product is annotated as NACHT and WD repeat domain-containing protein 2. The record is from RefSeq and is a predicted model, not a curated record. Gene Ontology annotation, molecular function: protein binding. Lineage: Eukaryota; Metazoa; Brachiopoda; Lingulata; Lingulida; Lingulidae.